Penaeus monodon (black tiger shrimp) is the source of this 1127-nucleotide messenger RNA. It is a transcript of the gene Gnpnat, whose product is annotated as glucosamine 6-phosphate N-acetyltransferase-like. The transcript is spliced from 5 exons. Lineage: Eukaryota; Metazoa; Arthropoda; Malacostraca; Decapoda; Penaeidae. Gene Ontology annotation, molecular function: glucosamine 6-phosphate N-acetyltransferase activity; monosaccharide binding. The coding region runs from base 658 to 1104 and encodes 148 amino acids. The record is from RefSeq and is a predicted model, not a curated record. Gene Ontology annotation, biological process: UDP-N-acetylglucosamine biosynthetic process. Gene Ontology annotation, cellular component: endoplasmic reticulum; Golgi apparatus; endoplasmic reticulum-Golgi intermediate compartment.
UUUGUACCCGCAGUCGCGCAACAGCUGAUGUGGACGCAGCCGACACACAACAUUUGAGCUUCUAAAAUAUCCAGUGACACGAAUCUAAAUCACGAUCUAUCGGCGGUCCCACCCUCCAUUACCGUAUAAUGGCACUUUUGCGAGGGAAAUAUUAAGGGAGAGAGCUAGGAAGGGGCACAAAAGAGGUCCAAAGUCGUGAGAUUAACGGGUCUCAUGGCCACCGAGAGGCGAGUUGUCAACACACCAAAUAUUCUGUCCAUUUUAAACCAACACAAAAAUAUGAAUACGAAAGUGUCACAAUACUUCAUCAAGAAAUACAAGGUAUGGGAAGUCCACCGACGCCUGGCACACUGAGCUUGCCGUUUACGUUAAUGCAUGGAGUGGAAUUCUCUGAUUUUAAAAAAAUAGAGGGUUUUAUUUAUCACUGAAAAAGCACAACAGCACCUUGGAGAGAAUGGCCCGAGAGGAAGGGAAAAAAUUUCUGGAGAAAUUCGUAACGUUGCAACUACCACGAGAGCGAAUGUCUCACCUGCGAUAAAGAUUCGCUUCCCUCAGACCUCUCCUGCUCGCCUUCGGGAUAACUGAGGCUCUCCUAGUAGCUUGUGGUGUGUCUGUGUGUGUUCUCAGAAGGUAUAUACGUAUAUAUAUACUGCAGCUAUGGGCGCUCCUGAUAUACAGCUGCCUAGUGUAGGGCCCGAAGAUGCAGAGGCGCCCUUAUAUGAUCCGGGACUUCUCGCCAAGCUGGACUGGUCAAAGGUCACCCACAUGAAAGGGGGGGUCACGAACCACGCGCCAGGCGAUGGUCUUCGGGUCAGGCCUCUCUGUAAGGCUGAUUAUGACAGAGGGUUCCUGCAGUUGCUGAGUCAGCUGACCAAAGUGGGUGAUAUCUCCAGGGAGAAAUUCAAUGAGCGCUUCGAUGUCAUGAAGAACUGUCCCGGGCACUACUACGUUACUGUGAUCGAAGACACGGACCAGGGAAAGAUUGUGGGGUCGGCGACGCUGGCCUGCGAAUUGAAGUUUAUCCGCGGCUGUGCGAAGAGAGGACGAUUGGAAGACGUUGUGGUAAAUAACGAAUACAGAGGCAAACAACUAGGAAAACUGUGAGUAUAUUUUUUUCAUAUUUCUUC